This is a messenger RNA of Aedes aegypti (yellow fever mosquito), 608 nucleotides long. RefSeq lists its product as uncharacterized. The record is from RefSeq and is a predicted model, not a curated record. NCBI's taxonomy places the organism in Eukaryota, Metazoa, Arthropoda, Insecta, Diptera, Culicidae. The transcript is spliced from 2 exons. The coding region runs from base 67 to 453 and encodes 128 amino acids.
UUGAUCUAUGACCGCUGUCAUCGGUGGUCAUUUACAUUUCUGUUGCAAUCGUCGUUGGGUGACAACAUGUUAACUUUCUUUCGAGUCUACCUUUGUUUCGGUCUUUUGGCUGCGCUUAUUUACUCAGUGAACUGCAUCAAGUGCAUGUACUGCAAAAGUGACCUCCACGAGGAAGCCUGCGAUGCCGUGGGCAAACGAAUAACCUGCACUGAGGACAACGCCUACGAACACUUUCGCUAUCUUCAGCGACUGAACAAGGAUUUGGUGGAACCUCGGCGAAAUGAAGGCUAUUCCUGCAUGAAGAUAAAAGUGGGCAACCAUCGAUUGGUGAAAGGAUGCAUCUACUCUAACCUGUUGGUUUGUGGAGCAUUUCGGAAACGGGCCAAACCUUGCUCCACCUGCUUUGACGACGAUUGCAACACUGUGAAGUAUCGCGACUUCUAUUUGAACUAAUGUUUUCUCUAUCCUAGCUAGAAAUCGAAUCAAAACCGUCCGAAUGCAAAUACAUAUCGCCAGAGGAAGUGACAUCAAUCAGCCGUAAAUCCUGACAACACGCGUUUUCCCCUUUUUCACAUGUGAAAACCACCAAAUCCCUCGCAGCUAUGAAU